Messenger RNA from Rotaria sp. Silwood2, 559 nucleotides. The record is from the annotation of a GenBank genome assembly. NCBI's taxonomy places the organism in Eukaryota, Metazoa, Rotifera, Eurotatoria, Philodinida, Philodinidae.
GCGUUCACCAGCUAUACAAAAAAUGGUUAGUUAGCAUUUUCAUUUUAUUAGAUACUUUAUAUAUAUAUAUAUCAACCAAUUCUAUUAGAUGUACAAGAAUAAAGAAGAACGUAUUGAAUUAAUUGAUGAAAUGCGUAGUACACAUGCAUUACAAGAACAAGAUAUGAAUAGAAAAAAACUUCAACGACAAGAUGUUCAAGUAGCACAACACAUUCAAAGAAAAGAUACUACACGAGAAGAUUUUGUUGAUUCAAUUCUUCAAACACUUGAAGGCGAAGCUAUUGGUGAUAUGUUUGAUUAUUUAUCAAAAGAACUAAUACGUCUUCAAGAAGAACGUCGUAUUGCUGCAUUUGCUAUGUUAGCUGAACGUCAACGACGUUUACGUGAAGCUGACGAAUCAGGCUUAAGACAAGUCGAAGAACGACGACGACGUGAACAAGAUGAACUUUUUAAACAAAUGCUACAAAUGACUCAAACUACAGUUGAUACAUAUUUAGAAGAUGUUAUUCUUGAAAGUACUUUUGAAACAGCUAGUGAACAAGCUCGUAUUGAAAUUCAA